Cornus florida is the source of this 1216-nucleotide messenger RNA. RefSeq names its product probable hydroxyacylglutathione hydrolase 2, chloroplastic. Bases 105 to 1085 code for a protein of 326 amino acids. Gene Ontology annotation, molecular function: hydroxyacylglutathione hydrolase activity. The transcript has 8 exons. The record is from RefSeq and is a predicted model, not a curated record. Lineage: Eukaryota; Viridiplantae; Streptophyta; Magnoliopsida; Cornales; Cornaceae.
AUAACGCGAGGCAAUUAAUUGAAUUCCAUAUGAGAUGAUUGUAUUGUUGUGAGCCAAGCGCCAACCCAUACACACUCUCUCUGUACACGAAGAAAUUAAAUGAAAUGAAAACGACUCAGAUGAUGAUCUCAAGAGCGUCCUGCGUUAUGCCUUCCUUCCCUUGUUCUAGGGUUUGUUUCUCUAUUUGUACGAGGAGAGGGUUCUGCGUAUGGCCGGGCAUGAGACAACUUUGUCUUAGAAAAAAUCUCUUGUAUGGAUUUGUGGGCUUCUUUUCGAUGCCAUACAAAACCUUGUGUAGCGUUACCAAUAUUUCCUCCACACUGCAAAUUGAAUCGGUGCCCUGUCUCAAGGACAACUAUGCAUAUCUUUUACAUGAUAUGGAUACCGGUACCGUGGGAGUCGUAGAUCCUUCUGAAGCUGUACCUAUUAUUCAUGCCCUGAGUAAGAAAAAUCGAAAUUUAACGUACAUACUAAAUACUCAUCAUCAUUAUGAUCAUACUGGUGGGAAUAUGGAGUUAAAAGCAAGGUAUGGUGCAAAGGUAAUUGGCUCGGGAAUAGACAGGGAUAGAAUUCCUGGCAUUGAUAUAGUUUUGAAUGAUGAGGACAAGUGGAUGUUUGCUGGCCACGAGGUGCUUGUAAUUGAAACUCCUGGUCAUACCCGAGGUCACAUUAGCUUCUACUUUCCAGGAUCAAGGGCAAUUUUUACUGGGGACACUUUGUUCAGCUUAUCAUGUGGCAAGCUUUUUGAAGGAACACCUGAGCAGAUGCAUUCUUCCCUCGGAAAGAUAAUAUCUUUACCAGAUGACACAAAUGUAUACUGUGGCCACGAAUAUACAUUGAGUAAUUCAAAGUUUGCACUGUCUAUAGAACCCAACAAUGAAGCGUUGCAAAGUUACGCUGCCCAAGUAGCUAAUCUCCGCAGUAAGGGCUUGCCGACGAUUCCAACUACACUAAAGAAAGAAAAGGCAUGCAAUCCAUUCCUUCGCACUUCAAGUAUGGAGAUCCGGCAGUUGUUAAAUAUUCCAGCCACGGCAAAUGAUGGUGAAGCCUUGGGUGUCAUCCGCCAAGCAAAGGAUAAUUUUUAGGAAUGACUAUAUUACCUAUAUUUGUUUGUGUAUGAGACAAAAUGAGUGUGUUCAUUGUGUGAAAUGUAACCUAUAUUGUUGGCCAUUUAAAAAAAUUUAAUAUAUCGUUGGAUGGCUAGUUCUUUUGUACA